CCCAGCUCCGGCUCCAUGGCGGCCAUGGCGGCUCCCAGCUCUGCUUCUGCGUCCCUUCGUCGCCACGGCAACCGCUCGCUCCUCUCAUUGGCUGCAGCGCCGUCCAAUCGGCGCCUGCCCUGCCUGCUCGCAGGGCUCAGGCGCGAAAGGAGUGCGUCACAGAUUCGCGCGAAGGAAGGCGGAAGCGUCGCAGGCCCGGCGGCGGUGUCUGUUUGUUCCUUCACCAUGAGCCAGUUCAACUUCGGGACUCCGGGAGCCCCUGGCUCCUCCUCCUCCGCAGGGGGUGGCUUCACUUUUGGGACCCCCAAGACAGCGCCCAGCAGCGGGGCCCCCCCAGGGGGCUUCUCCUUCUCCUCCUCAGCUGCCUCUGGAGCAACAGGGGCAGGAGGGGGCUUCAGCUUCGGGACCCCGGCCGCCACAACGGGUGCCCAGCCGGCCGGCCUCUUCUCCUUUGCCCCCGCAGCCACUUCCUCCUCCACCCCGGCCCAGACCUCCGGCUUCAGCUUUGGGACUUCCGCUGCCCCUCCUCCUGCAGCAGCUCCUGCUGGAAGCAUCUUCGCCUUGGGGGGAAAUGCUCCCAAGCUGAACCUGGGCACAACGCAGGCACCUGGCAUCAUGGGAGGCUUCGGCCUCAGUAGCAGCAGCGGUGGUGGGCUAGCCAGCUCCAUCCCAAGCAGUGCUGCAGCUGCUCAGCCAGCUGCUCCCUCGGGCUUUGUGUUUGGCUCCUCCGCCAGCAGCCAGGCCGCCACCACAGGAGGAGGAGGAGGAGGAGGAGGAGGGUUCAGCUUCGGCAGUGCGGGCACCACUCAGGCGGCGGCGGCAGCAGCCCCCGGGUUCAGCCUUGGCUCGGCAGGGAAUGCGGUGCAGCCAGCAUCGGCUCCUGGGUUAACAUUUGGAUUAGCCUCAGCCAGCAGCGCUGCCCCCAUAGCAACUGCGUCCCAGCCUGCAACCGUCUUCAGCCUUGGGACCCAAUCCACAGGCUCCGGGUUUGGCUUGCUGACCUCCUCCGCUGCCCCUGCUUCCUCCACAGGAUCCAUAGCUCAGGCACCAACUCUGUCCUUUGGAGCUAAGCUUGGAGGUACCACUCCAGCCUCCACAGCUACUGCCACCACAACUUCGAAUCCCCUUAUUGGUGGCGCAUCUGUCCCCACUCUGUUUGCCUCCAUCGCAGCCUCCUCCCAGGCAGCAACUACUUCUGCUCCAAUUAGCCUCUUGCUUGGCACCACCUCCACUGGGACAACGGCCCCCACUCUUGAUUUGGGGUUUGGCUUAAAGGCUCCUGGAACAACAACGGCAGCGACUGCCCCCAGUAUAACUAGUACUGCCUCAGCACCUAGUACAGGAUUCAUGUUGAACCUGAAGUCAAUGGCCCCAACCACUACUGUGGCCUCCACAUCCACUGUGGCCACCACCACAGUUGCGGCUCCCCCAGUCAUGACCUAUGCUCAGCUGGAGAGCCUGAUUAACAAGUGGAGCCUGGAGCUGGAGGACCAGGAAAAGCACUUCCUGCAGCAGGCCACCCAAGUCAACGCCUGGGACCGGACUCUGAUCGAGAACGGGGAAAAGAUAACAUCUUUGCACAGAGAAGUGGAGAAAGUCAAGUUGGAUCAGAAGAGGCUAGAUCAAGAACUGGAUUUCAUUCUGUCCCAACAAAAAGAGCUGGAGGAUUUGUUGGUCCCUCUGGAGGAGUCUGUGAAGGAGCAAAGCGGGACCAUCUACCUGCAGCAUGCGGAUGAGGAGCGGGAGAAGACGUACAAGCUGGCGGAGAACAUUGAUGCCCAGCUGAAACGCAUGGCGCAGGACCUGAAGGACAUCAUUGAGCACCUGAACACCUCAGGGGGCCCAGCCGACACCAGUGACCCACUCCAGCAGAUCUGCAAAAUUCUCAAUGCGCACAUGGACUCUCUCCAGUGGAUCGAUCAGAAUUCAGCACUGCUGCAGAGGAAAGUGGAGGAGGUGAGCAAAGUGUGCGACGGCCGCCGCAAAGAGCAGGAGCGCAGCUUCCGGAUCACCUUUGACUGAGACCAGGGCCACGGGGCCCCCCUUGCCCCCUCCUUCGGGAUACUCAUACCUCCUUCCCCUCUUUUAUAUCACACAAUAAAGGUCUUUUCUAACCCAGAA
This is a messenger RNA of Anolis carolinensis (green anole), 2121 nucleotides long. RefSeq names its product nucleoporin 62 C-terminal like (gene nup62cl). Gene Ontology annotation, molecular function: phospholipid binding; structural constituent of nuclear pore. The coding region runs from base 16 to 2022 and encodes 668 amino acids. Gene Ontology annotation, biological process: RNA export from nucleus; protein import into nucleus. The transcript is spliced from 13 exons. NCBI's taxonomy places the organism in Eukaryota, Metazoa, Chordata, Lepidosauria, Squamata, Anolidae. Gene Ontology annotation, cellular component: nuclear pore; nuclear pore central transport channel. The record is from RefSeq and is a predicted model, not a curated record.